AUUCUAAUUGUUUUCAUAUUGAAUUUGUGAUUGUGAAUAACUUUGCGAGAGAAAUGUUUAUGUCUUAUCAGAGAAUUUUGUUUUGGAUAAAAUUUUCAAAAAUAUUUAAUUUCUAAUAUUAUAAGCGACUGAAUUAUAAACAUAAUGGAAGUUCAGAUUGAAACUGCUGUUAGAGUUUGUCCUUUGGAAUAUAACAAUGGAGAAAUGGUCUGUGUUCAAACCAAUUCCAUUAAUAACACCAUUCAACUUAAUAAUCAAGUGUAUCCAGUAAAUUAUGCUUUGCCAACUAAUGCUUGUCAAAGCUCAAUCUUUUCUACAGCUGUUAUGCCAAUGGUAAAUCUUUUACUGGAAGGUUGUGAUGUUUCCAUAGUUACUUUUGGUCAAACUGGAACAGGAAAAAGUUAUACUCUAUUUGGACCUGGUUUUCAUUUUGCAGCAAGUGAGGCCGAACACGGUAUAAUACCAAGAUUUAUAAGAGAAGUAUUCACCAAAGUUGGCCAAUAUAGAGAUAGAAGUUAUUCAAUUCAUAUAACUUGGUCUCAGAUUUUUGGGGAGACAGUUCAAGAUUUGAUAGGUGGUUCCAGUGUGGAGUGUAUGGGAAUUUUAGAUGCAUUUAGGCAUAUUCAGAUAGGCUUGUCCAAUUUGACACCAAAAGGGGCACAUUCAUUAUUUACCUUAACUUUGGAACAGCAGUGGGUGAUUGAUUCAACUGUUCAACAUAGGAUAGCCACAGCAAGUUUUGCAGAUCUCUCUGGCAGUGAAAAAGUAAUGGUAUAUGGUAGCAAUGGCAUCAUGCAAACUUUGCCUGUAGAUCCAGGAUUAAGAGCUCUUCAACAAUGUGUUGUAACAUUGUCUGAGCCUUAUGCUAAUCAAUUCAAUAUAGAACAUGUGCCUUUUAACCAAUCAGUGUUAACUACAUUACUAAGAGAUUCAUUUGGAGGACGUGCUAAGACUUUAGUAAUAUGUUGUAUAUCUCCUUUAAUUCAAGACUUUACGGAAACUUUGUACUCUCUACAAUUGGCACUUAGAUGUAGACUUAUAAAAAACUUUGUAACAGUCAAUUCUUAUGUUACAUAUGAAACAAUUCAGGAUAGUUUAGAUGUGUUUGGGUUGCAAUUUGCUGCCAACCAAUUAUUUAAAUUAGUUUCAAAUGCUGAAGAGCUAUUUCAAAAGCUGGUACUAAAUGGUGGCCUAAAUCAAACUGAAGUGGACCAGAUUUCACAAUGGUUAACUUUAAAACAAGAAUGCGAGGAAUGCCUAAGUGAAAAUUCAGAACCACAUAGAUCUUUAGAAAGAAUUGAAGAGGAAAUUGAAGAUAGUUCUGAAAGUGUACUUAGUGAAAGCGAGAGUGUGCUUGAGGAAGAAGAAUCUCAAACUUUAUUUGAAAAAUUAGAUGGAUUAAUGGAUAAUUUUAGACUAGCCACAGAUCAUAUUAUUACAGAAUGUAACAAUACUGAUAACAGUAGUUCUGAUGAUACUAAAGAUACACCAAAUAGUUCCAGUAAUACUUACCAUUCAAAGGGAGCAAGAUGUAGAAGGGGUAGUGUUCAUUCUGUAGAUCUUUGGAGCAUAACAAAUUCUAUUAAAGUACCUGAGGAAGAUACUGUGCCAGAAGGUGACCCAAAAUCAAAUGAAUUAACCUAUGAGUCCAAGAAGAAAGUAUUAAAGCAAAUAAAUGCCGCUAUACAAGGGUAUCAAAAACAAACCAAUGAUUUAGAACAGACAAUCAAAGUGAAACAGAAUUUAAUGCAACAGUUGUUGCAGCAUAAAGAAACCCAAUCUCAUGCAUUCGUGAAAAUUGACCAAAAAUACCAAUUACUCAAGAAAGACUGCGAAAAUAUAGAGUCCAAAAUGUUACAAGCUCAAAGUCAAAAAAAUCAUUAUUUAGAAGAACAAUAUAAAUCAGAAUUGGAACAGCUAGAAACUAAAUUAAAUAAUGUCAAAAGUCUAAAAGAUCAUAUUGCUGAAGAAGGAAAAAAAUUAAUGGAGCUAAAAGGAAGUCUAGAAGCGUCAAAAAAGCAACUGGAAAAAUUAAAGAAGUACAAGAAAAAAGAGGAGAAAAGGAGGCAGAAUUAUGAGGUACAAAUUCGAGAUGAAGCUAGCAGAAUUAGUAAGUCUAAGGAUAGUUCGAGUAGUGAAAAGAAAAGUAAUGAAAGUUUACAAGAUAUGCAACUUGUUCUUUGUUCGAACAAAGUGACAAAUAAUUCAGAUAUUUGCAACUUGGCUGUGCCUGUUACUAGUGAAGAAUUGGAAUGUCUCAGACACGAAAUACGAAAUUUAAGAAAAACCAGAGAUUUCCUCUUAGACCAGAAACUCAAAAUGGAUAUAAAAUCACAAAAUAAAAAGAUAUUGAACGAAUUUGAAGAGCGAAAAUUAUUCCAAUACGAAGAAGCAAUCGAGGCCAUAGACUUGGCGAUUGAAUACAAAAACGAAAUUAUUUGCGGUCACAUUCCAGUCAGUGAGAGGGCACUAGAAAGAGUUGAAGAACAGGGAGACAAAUUGUUGAUGGAUAGACUUAUGAAAUUAAGCGAAAGUGAAAUGAGGGUGUUGUUACAUAAAUAUUUCCAAAAGGUCGUAGAUUUAAGAAGCAGUAGCAAGAAACUUGAACUGCAAGUAAUAGAAUUCGAAAAUCAGAACGAGAAUCUAGCAUGCCGCUUACAAAAUCUGAGCCACACUCUUCAGAAAGUGCGACUAGAAGGAGAACGAAGAAUGGUUUUAAUGCAACAGCAGCAUGAGGACAAGAUUCACAUAGUAUUAAGGCAUCUUGCGAACGAUGGUACAGCAGAUUCAGAUCAAGUAAUUCCUAGAGGCAUCGGAAGCAAAGUGAUACCAAGAACAGUCGGUAACGGUAGCAAGCAAGUUGGUAAAAGUAGUAGUUUGAUAACAAGAAUUACAAGUAUAGCUAGGCAUGAAAUUGUACCUAGACAGUUGCAAUCUGUGAUUCCAGCGCCACAGGCGAAGAUUACCAGACAAAAGAACAAGUUAAUAAUCCAGCAGACCACAAAAUAGAUGGAUAAUUUGCAAAAUUUGAUUUUGACAUUAACUAAGUAGAUGAAAUUUAAAUGAAAAUGAUAGUAGUAGGGGUCAGAUUUGUAUCGAUGAUUUUGGCUUGUAGAUGACGUAAAACGCCGUUUUAAGGAGAUUACUAUUGGAAUUUAAUCAGUAUUACUAAGAUAAUAAUCAUUAGAUUUGUUAAAGAAUAUAUUUUAGCUAGUACAGGAUUCCUAUAUUAGAGUAAAACGAAAAUUAAAACUCUUAAACUGAUGAAAAUAUAAAUCGGAAGUUAAGUUCAAGUAAGAUUCCGCCCAAAUCCGUAUUUUCUAAAGGUUGCAAAACAAAACAGACGACGAAUGCGCUGGCAUGGGGAUUUAUAAUUUGUAUCCACGUCAUAUCAAUUCGUCUAGGGGUAGGCAGAAAUCCCUUCUUAGCUAUUGUGUUUCUACAUUUUGUCCACAAUUCCUCCACAUUUUUCUUGUUCCUCAUACUAUUAUGUUUUUUAAGCUUGCAAAAUUUAUUAGCCUCAAUCCGUUAUCAUUUGACUCUUCAUGCAAGCUCUCACAUCCUACAUCGAUCAUAUUCUUUGUCUAAGGUGUCGUAGAAUUCAUCUUUUUCGUCGUCUUUCUUUCCUUCAGUGGGUGUGGGUACACACACUAUAGUUAAAGAAUUUUCCUUUAAGACGUAGAUAACGUAUUCUGUUGUUUAUGGGUUUAAAGUUAAGGUCUAAUUGCUUUGCUUUUUUACUGACCAGAAAAGCACUGCCAAACUCGUGUCGGGUACUAUGUCCGCUAUAGUAUAUAUUGUAGUCUUUUCCUAGUCCAUUUUAUCUCUUGAAUCGGUAUUACAUCGGCUUUCAUUUUAUCAAGUUUUUGUGUUAGCAAUUUAAGAGCGUCUGGGGCAUAAAGGGUUCGUACGUUCCAUGUGCAGAUCCGUAAAUCGUUAUUCCUUUGUCGUUUGCUAUGUCGUCGUAAAUUAAACAGUCCUCCUCUUUGUGCUUUCAUAACAAUAAGUUUUUUAAAGGAAGAGGUCGUUAAUCUUUUACCCAACCUCCUAAUAUUCGAAGGAUCGUUUCUCCCGCUUUCGUUUGCCCCGACUCUGCUUCCCACUGGGGUUUGUUACCAAAAUCUUCCACAGAGUUACACAAAUCUUCAGGUUACCGGGGUUCACCGCUUGGAGGUGAGAGUCAGAAUUGAGUAGGAGAGGCUAGUGAUGCAAGCAGGAUACAACGUCAUAUUUUCCGCAUCACUACCCCAUUUAAACCCCGGCAUUCUGAAGUAUUAAAAAAAUUUAGUCUCGUUAUCCAACAGAUGAGGUAAAAAUGUAACAAGCUCUGUUUCUUUGUUCUUUUUUUUUUCAAGCAUCCUGUACCCAAUAUUUAAAUUUAUUAUCAACGAUUUUUUUUGUAAUUAGAUCUUCAUCCAAAAAAAUAGCCACAACAGCUAAAUCACGGUUAUCGACAUCUUUCAACAUUACGCGCAGAGUACCUUCCAGGAUGGACUGACAAGUUAGACUAGUGUAAAAUCAGAAAUGAGUGGGAAGCAAGCCUGAAAUGUGGCUCAUUCUUUUUUAGACUACCGCACCUACCAGAUUUUCGGAGCAACAUUGGAUUGGAUUAUGAUCAGAACGCUGCAUGAUGGGUGUGCUAAGCCUUAAUGCACGGCAUUACAUUAUUUUGCUGUUCGGCCCAUCGUGCGCAUCUGCAAAUUGUAAAUUAAGUAAUAGUUUUUGAGACAGGGAGCUAAGUCCAUUGUAUAGCUUGGCAUAUCUUCGUUUUCCGUUAUGUGCAUUUUCAUGGUUUCAUUGAUAGGGAUAUUCGGAUAUAGUGAUAAAAAUCCAAACUGGCUACGAUAUCAUCUUGCUCUAAAUGUAGUUUUUAUAUUAUUUCAUUCAGGUGUUUUUAACUAGUAGUUGUUGGUUGGCAGCUAGAUGUUUUCCAGUUUGUUUACAUGGGAAUUAAAAGCACUAACUAUGGGUAUAAGUGGUGUAUUUUUAAUAAAGAGUACAGCUCAACACAUCUGCUGCAAUUGUAUCGGAGGAUAACGCUUUUUUAACUCUCUAGAGUAGCGGAUGUUACAAAUUAUUUGUUUAGUGGUCUUCUUUAAGUAUCUGAUCUGAUCUUCCUUUGUUAGGUUUUCUUGUUCGGAUUAUCUUAAAGAUUAUGCAUUUUGGUGUUGGCUUUUACCAGGCAUGUUUUUUAAGUAAGUACCGUUUUGCGAUUCCGCCGCCGCAGCGCUACGGUCGGCAUUCCGCCCAUGAGCGCUGGUUACCUACAUCUCUUGUCUACGCACUGACGCCAUUACAGUCUGAUUCUUCAUUGUAUACCUGUUUACUCCAGUGUUUAAGAUGUCUCCAACAAUCGUGAGUCACGCUGAUUGUGAAGUACGGGCUGUUAUACGAUUUCUUAGUGCUAAAGGCGUAAAACCGAUCGAUAUUCAUCGUGAGAUCGUUGAAGUUUACGGACAAAACAUUAUGAGUGAUGGAAUGGUAAGGAAAUGGGUGAGAGCAUUUAAAGAUGGCCGCACAAAUGUGCAUGAUGAAGAACGGAGUAGGCGUCCUUCGGUCGUUAAUGAAAAUUUGGUGCAGAAAGUGGACGAAAAGGUGAGAGAAAACAGACGAUUUACAAUUUCAUAAUUGUCCGACUGCUUUCCUCAGUAUUCUCGUCAUGGACGUAUAAAUACGUCCAUGAUUCUCGUAGUGUUUUGUAUCGCAUUGUUACCGAGAACUUGAAUUACCGGAAAUUGUGUUCACGUUGGGUUCCAAAAAUGUUGGAACCCAACGUUUAGGCAGUGCAUUGACUUUCCUUGAGCGGUACCACAGUGAACGUGAAAAUUUUUUAGACCAAAUUGUUACUGGUGACGAAACGUGGGUGGCCUACGUCACACCAGAAUCGAAACAACAAUCCAUGGAAUGGCAACAUUCAUCAUCACCCAAAAGAGUGAACUUUAAGCAAACAAUUUCUGCCCGGAAAAUCAUGUGCACAAUUUUUUGGGACAGAAAAGGAGUAUUGCUAGUGGAGUUUCUGCCUCGUAAUGAGACAAUCAAUACAGCGUCUUAUUGUGAGACAUUGAAAAAUCUGCGUCGUGCAAUCCAGAACAAAAGACGUGGCAAGUUGAGUAAGGGUAUCGUUUUGCUGCAUGACAAUGCUCGUCCACAUGUGGCUAAUCGACCAAAGAUCUCAUCAAAUCAUUUAAAUGGGAAACUCUAGAUCAUCCUCCAUACAGCCCUGAUCUGGCGCCCAGCGACUACCAUUUGUUCCAGCACUUGAAGAAACACCUGGGCGGUCAGCGUCUUUUAUCAGCGAAUUUUAUCAGGAGGGUUUUCUAAAACUGGUGCCACGUUAUGACAAGUGCCUCAAUAUUCACCGAAAUUAUGUAGAACAGUAGAUUAAGGUACAGGCUUUCAUGUAAAAAUAAAAUUAUUGCCGUAUCUUUGCACGUCUUUUUUAAUUCCAAAACGGUACUUACUUAAAAAAACGCCUCAUAUUUAAGAUAACUGUAGCUUCUCUGUGGUCAGUUGGGAUUACUAUGUACUUAUUAUUUUUUACGAAUUUCAAUACUCUUUUUCUGCGGAUAUAAUAUUAAUUUUUGAAAGUGUGACUUUUAUUAACAUUUUUGCUGCCUUAUCGACUUUCUUCUGCAGUUUUUUAACUGAAGUUGUAUAAGGCAGCUUCCAUACCUGCAACGAUAUUGUUGUUUGAUAUUUUUCUUGAGGUUAUAACAGCUGAAUAUUUAAAAAUUGUACUCAUAUGGGAUCCUGUAUUACAGCUAUAUUGCUCUCAUUUCAACGAAUUAUGGAGUAUGUCGUUCUUGGAUAACAUAAAUAGCAAGCGAAUAAGUAAGAUAUUAGGAGUUUCUGAGUAAGUUAAAAUAUUUACAUUUGAUUGUAUACUGAAUUUCGUAUGUACUUAUUAAUUCCAUAUUUAGUAUGGUAAGUUGGUACUGAGUUUUGAACAAGCACUGCAUUAGACAUUAUCGGUUAAAACUUUCGUGCAUUUAGAAUUUUUUUUUUGGUAAAAUAACAUAAUAUCAUUGCACUUAAAGUAGAUAUCAGAAAGAUGUAGGUUAUUUAGUUGCAUAUAUUUCAACAAAAACUAAAUCUUUUGCAAACAUCAUUUAACGAUAUACUCAUCUUGACUUAGAACUGGUUUUGUUCGUUAUACCAACAUUCAAAAUUUGCAGCAUUCUAACACUGGCAUGUUAGAUCGUUUAUUGGGUCUAAAUAGACUUGGUUCUAUUUGGACUCAAUAAACAGACAAAUAUUGGCAUUGCUUGUUCUUGAUUAGUUACUGAGUUACUGACAAUACUAUAGUCACUGGCCUAAGACUGAAAAAUGGGCAAAAUAAAAUGGUACAAUCAUUUUAAUUAAUUCUUAUAUUGCAUUGAUAAAAAUUCAGUAGAUAUACAUGAUUUUUUAUCGGAAAUGUAAAUAGGAAUAUUAAAACAGGCAAAAGAGGAAAUACGUUUUUUUAAUUGCCUGUCAUAUAAAGGUUUUUUUUAGAGGCAUAGAACUCUGAAAUGGAAUAAAACACAGAUGAUUUUUAUAAAUUGACAUGAAAUUGACUUAAGCUUUAUAAUUUAAAUAUGAUUUCUGGCAUAUGACCAUCAUGGCUCGCUCUGACGUAGUCUAAUCUGGAGGUCCAAUUUUCGAUCACUUUUCCAAUAUUUGUCGCCGUAUACCGCCAAUAAUGCGGGCUCUUUUGUCGUCCAAGUGGUCAAUCGUUUCAUGCUUAUCGGCUUAGACUAACACCUUUACAUAUCCCUAUAUAAAAUAGUCUAGCAGUGUUAAAUCGUGCAAUAUUGGAGGCCAAUUCACGGUUCGAAAUGUGAAACUAUGCGGUUACCGGACGUUUCCUUCAAUUAAUCAAUUGUUACACGAGCUUUAUGACAUGUUGGACCACAAUCCUCUUGUAGCAAAAUUCCAACGUCAUUUAAAAAAGAUACAAAAAAGCUACAUAGUGAUAAACUAAACAUACAAAAAUUAAAAUCAGAAGACGUCAAAGAAAAACUGAAACAAGAAAUUAAUGCAAACCGAGAAUUCACACCGGAAUUAAUUGAUGGUGGCAAUUUUUAAAAAAUGCAAUUAUCGAACCAAGUCGCAAAGAACACAACAACCAGAUGCAAGAAAGGAGAUUAGGUGACAGAAGAAAUCUUCUUCUGUCACCUAAUGAAGGAAGGAAGGAAAUGAUGGAGGACAGAAGAAGGCAAAAGAAUAUCAACAUAACUCAGUAUCAACAGCUGCACAAUCAAAUAAGAAGCAAAAUAAGAUAAGCUAAAUAGAUUUAAUUCACUGGAAAAUAUCAAGAAAUAGAAGACUUACAAAACAAAUAUGAUAACUUCAAUCUCCAUAAGAAAGUUAAAGAAUUAGCUGGGGUAGCAAAACAAAAAACCUCAAGCAUACUAGGUAUUGGACAAACAAGGAAACAUUUUAGUGGAGACGGAACAAAAAUUAGGAAGAUGGAAAGAAUAUAUAGAGGAAUUACUCUAUGAAUUACCAAGUGAAUUGCUAAAACUGGUCAAUGAAAAAACAUAGAUCUUUAAGUCCAACUACUGAACAAAAUCUAUUCCACAGGAAUCAUUCCACGUGAAAUGCUAACAUCAACAUUUAUUCGUCUACCAAAGAAAGUAAAUGCCAAAGAAUGUAGUGAUUAUCGAACGAUCAGUCUAAUAUCACAUACUGCUAAAAAUCAUCCAUAAUACAAUUCACGCUAAGCUGGAGAUGGAUAUUAGUGAUUCCCAGUUUGGAUUUCGGAAUGGAGUGAGCACAAGAGAGGCACUAUUUUCUUUUAACGUGCUGACCCAAAGAUGUUUGGAUGUUAAUCGAGAUCUUUAUGUAUGCUUUAUAAACUACAACAAAGCAUUCGAUAAAGUAAAACUUAACCGACUUAUAGAAGUACUCAAAAACAAGAAUCUGGAUGUGAGGGAUGUAACAUUGAUAUCAAAUUUAUACUACAGCCAACGAUCAAAUGUAAAAAUUGGAAGAGAAAUGGAGAUAAGGAGAUGGGUCAGGCAAGGUUGCAUACUGUCGCCGUUAUUGUUUAAUGUCUAUUCUGAAGAAAUCAUACAAGAAACUUUGUAUGAACUCAUUCAAAAUAAAUUUGUACAAUUUAAAAGCGUUGUUCGGGUGUCAAGUUUAUUUAUACUGAAAUGCCAAACCAACUUAACAUAAAUAACUUGACAGCUGUUAAAAUGGCCGACAGUUAACAAAGUGUUACCAACUUACAUUUCUAUACCUCUAAAAAACACCCUUUAUUUAUCGAAUCGAUUAAAUUAAUAUCCUUAUAAAACGUUAAGGUCAAUAAUAUGUAAAUUUUAUUUUUCACAAUAAAAAAAUAAAUGAAGCAUAUUCAUUAUAUACUUUAAUAACACAUUCCAAGUAGUAUAAACCAAAUGUACGUGAACAAUUCAAAUAAAACUACAGCUACACAAGCGUGCAUAUUAUAUCGCACAGUGGUUGUAAAAAUUUGAUUGUAGAGAGAUUAUACAGAUACGGAAAAAACUUAUGGUUAGUAUUACAAAAUUAGCGAGAGAUACCUAGCAUUAUGUUUUUUUUCACUUAUCAGACAGAGAUCAGAAUCACAUUUCCUCCUAGUCUCCCCAUUGAAACUCGAAUGUUUCCGAUCGAAUUUAACACUGUUUAAAAUAUCAUCCUGCGUUGCCAAGUGUACGAUAAUUAUUGUUUUAUACGAUAAUUUCAGUUGAUACUAGGAUUAUCCUCGUUUAAAAUAAUAUACAAACGUUGAAAUGAAAGCAAACAAAAUUAUGCUAUUGAAUAAAUUUUUCCAAAGCGAUAAACUAGUUAUAACAAAUUUGCACAACGAAAUAAUAACAAUGUAUAAAGAUCUAUUGCUUACUUACAUGUACUCACAAUAUCUGAGACAAAUUAAUGUUGAAACAAUUUAUCCCAAGAUAUUACAAAAUUUGUCAACAUUAACAACAUGUAUGUAAGAAUUCGGGUGACACAAAAUAUUAAUGAGUUAAAUGUUGAAGUAAAAAAAGAAACGAAUUUGGAAAUCCAGGGCAAGAUAUACUUUCUAAAUAAAACAGUUGCCAGUAUUUUACCACUAAUGUCAACAUUACUCCGAAUUUGUAAAGCUCAAGACAUACAAACGAUACAAAAGAUCGAUGACGAAUGGAGAAAACUUCAACAUUACUAGAAUAUUCCAAUAGAAUUCGAAAAUCUGGAUGAAUUAUACUUUAAAGUUGAUCAAAUAAAACAUUUUGACGGUAAUCUUCCAUUUACUGAUUUCAGUGACUUUGAAAUUUAAAUGCAUUUUCAAAAGUUUUAAUAAAAGCGAAGUGCAGGAACCGCUUGGUAACUGACUCUUUAUAUGGAUCCAUUUAUCACAAUCACUUCAUCUUCAUAAUGGUUGUCAAUUUUACACCGUCAAAAAUAAUGAUUCAAGUUGAGUUCAAAUUAACUGAAUAAUGAAUAUUUUUUACUUGUCAGUUUUUUUCUUUUAAAUAAUUUGUUUAUUUGUCUUCGUUUGUUUCUUUUACAAAAAAUUAAUAUAUUAUUUUUCUACUUUGUUGAUUUCUUGUUCAAUAGAAUAUGAGUAAGUACGAUAAUACGUACUAUAAAAUACGAUCGGCAUACGAUUUUCUGACUUCGAUGACCUGGCAACGCUGCUCAUACAGAAACAUUCUUCGAAACGAAUUGGUUCGGUGGGAUCCGCCCACUAGUAUCGUUUUAUAUAUGUUUCUCUCUAUUCAAUCCACCGUUGAAAGUCAUAUUCAUUAUAUUAUUUAUCUAUAUAAGAAAUGUAAUUUUAUUUUGUAGUAAAGAUGUAACGAGUUUGUGAAAGUAUUUGCUAACAAAAUAGUAAUGUAGCAAGCAUCGAUUUCUCUUGUUAUCAAAGAGAAUCAUUUAAAAACAUUUUUUAAGGAUAUUGAUUUAAUCUACAAUAAGCUGUUUAAAAAAGUUUAUAAUAUUUUUUGUGAUACUUUCGUUGUAAA
Molecule: messenger RNA, 10949 nt
Organism: Diabrotica balteata
Lineage: Eukaryota; Metazoa; Arthropoda; Insecta; Coleoptera; Chrysomelidae
Source: the annotation of a GenBank genome assembly